Mercurialis annua (annual mercury) is the source of this 1410-nucleotide messenger RNA. RefSeq names its product glutathione S-transferase T3-like. Lineage: Eukaryota; Viridiplantae; Streptophyta; Magnoliopsida; Malpighiales; Euphorbiaceae. The record is from RefSeq and is a predicted model, not a curated record. The coding region runs from base 359 to 1324 and encodes 321 amino acids. The transcript has 2 exons.
UAGAGCAUCUCCACUCCUAUGCCAAACACUCUCACAAUGCUAUAAUUUAGCAUUUAAAAUGAAAAAUACAUCUCCAUUGCUGUGCUAUUUCAUGUGGUAAAUUUGGCAUAUGCUAAAACUUGUGCCAAAUUUGUUAGAAAGUUUAGCAUAUGCCAAAUUCUAAUACAUAUCCAAAUUAUUUACAGAUUUGCCAUAAAAAAUUAUAAUCACGUGUGAAAUUUAUUUAUUUGUGUAUUUUUCUAAAAUUUAGCUAUUAUUUUUCCUAUUUUCUCUCCAUUAUUUGUUUACAGGUCGUGCUCUUCUUCUUCUACCAUCGUUCUUUUUUUUUCUUUUGAUUAAUUUCUUUCAUAAAUCAAUAAUGAUGGAAGAGAUACAACAAAAUAAUGGAAAGCGUGGAAAAUCAUUCACAAAUAACAAUGAUGUAACUUUAUGCAAAGCUUGGUUGGCAAUUACCCAAGAUUCUGUUGUUGGUAAUUUACAAUCAUCGAACAAAUUUUGGGAUAGAGUAUUGGAUCACUAUACAAAAAAUGCUAAUGAUGGAAGUUUAAGGUCAAGAACUUCUAUUCAAUCUCGUUGGGGAACAAUAAUGAGAAGCUGCAACAAGUAUCACGGGUAUCUUGCUCAAAUUGAAAAUCGUAGACAAAGUGGAAUGACUGAAACUGAUUUGGUUUUACAAGCCAAAUUGUUAUACAAUGAACUUGAGAAGAAAAGUUUUGCGUUGGAUCAUUGUUGGGAAAUCUUGCAAUUUGGAAUAAAAUGGCAAGAUUUAUGCUCAAAUAAAAAGAAAACUAGUACGGUGAAAACUGUCAACAAUUUUGAAGAUUCAUCAUCUCUCUUUGAUGAUUUGGAAUCACCUAUGUAUCAAGACUUAAAUGAUUCUCCAGUUCAAAUUGAUAUUACUGAGCCAACUAUCGAAAGACCAAUCGGUAGAAAAGCUGAAAAGGAAUCUCGAAAGAGAAGUAGAAUGGCUGAUACUUCUAGCUCGCGCUUAUGUGAUCUAAUGUGUGAUUUCAAUAAGCAAACAAUUGAGGCUCAACAGCGAAAAGCUCUUAUUGAAGAAAGAAAAUUACGUGUGCUAGAAGAGGCGAACGACAGAGAGCGUAAAAAGGCAGAAUUAGAAUUGAAAAUAAUGAUGGAGAAACAUGAAAGCGAACAACAAGAAAAGGAUGACAAAAUUAUGAUGAUGAAUACUUCAAAUAUGGAUGAUCCAACAAGAGCCUACUAUGAGCGUCGUAAAGCUGAAAUUCUAGCUAAAACAAUACAUUCGCCUAGUUUUGAACCGGAAUUUUAUAUUCCGUUGCCGCCUUCUCCGUCACAAAGUUGAAUUUUUAACUGUUCAUUCUCUUUACAAGUAAGUAUUAAUGAACAUAGUAUAGGUGAGCUUCUAAUUAUAGUGCUUAAAGAAAAUGU